Molecule: messenger RNA, 1370 nt
Organism: Punica granatum (pomegranate)
Lineage: Eukaryota; Viridiplantae; Streptophyta; Magnoliopsida; Myrtales; Lythraceae
Source: RefSeq, a predicted model, not a curated record
AUCAAUUACAUGAAGAUCACCAGCAUUAUUGAUGCCCAUCAACAGUGACCCCAACUCAAAGCCAAGAUAUGAAGAGUUUGUGUAUGUGUGUGUGUGUGUGUGUGUGUGUGUAUAUAUACACAUGCAUUCACACACACACAUAAACAAAGGGAAAGGUUGAUUGGUUCUUGUUUUUUUGGGUUGUAAUGGACAGCCGUCUGAUGAGCUCCUCUGCUUGGUGGGCUGAGGGGGCAGACCGCUGGGUUCCUCAUUCUGAUGAUGUAUUACCCGACGGCGAAUCUUGUUCGGUGGUUCCGGCUUCUCUGCCUAUGUCUUCUUCGUCGGAUGCCUCGAAGCUGAGCCGGUUUCCCGGGGUUCAGUCCUCAUGGGCAGCCCCGGUCGACGGGUUUGCAGAAGACAGUGGCACCAGGACUCCUAGCAGUGCUUCCAAGAGCCACAGCUUGGCCGAGAAGAGGCGGCGGGACCGCAUCAAUGCUCAGCUCACGAGUCUCCGGAAGCUCAUCCCCAAAUCGGAUAAGAUGGACAAAGCAGCUCUACUGGGACGCGUGAUAGACCAGGUCAAGGACCUGAAGCGGAAGGCCUCCGAAAUCAGCAAGACCUCCCUAGUCCCGACCGAGACCGAUGAGGUGAACAUCGACCUUGAAGUUCCCGAGAGUGCGAGCUCUGACAACAUCGGUGGAAACUCCAGCAGCAGCGUCUUCAUCAGGGCAUCUGUCUGCUGCGAUGACCGGCCCGAGCUGUUUGGUGAGCUCGUGAGGGUCCUGCGCGGGAUGAGGCUGACCAUGGUCAAGGCCGACAUGACGAGCGUGGGGGGGAGGAUCAGGAGCAUUCUCGUACUGUGCAGUAAGGACGGCGAAGAAGGCUUCUGCGUGAGCUCGCUGAAGCAGUCGCUGCGAACGGUCCUGAGCAGGAUCGCUUCCUCUGCGUCCAUGGCAUCGAGCUACCGCAGCAUCAGAAGCAAGAGGCAGAGAUUUUUCCUGCCCUGUUAGGAGUCCUGAGUCAUCUUCGUCAUACUGGGAAGCGGCUAUUAGUCCAUCUGUUUAUAGGCAAUUGGAACCACCUACGUAAUUCUUUUUCUCCCCUAGGUUGUACGAUUCCUAGAUCACCUGAUCGAUCGAUCCUCUCGGACUAUUCUUUCCCCUUUUGUCGGUGAAAAAUGUAUACUGGAUAACUUGCAGUUUCUAGUCUCCAACAACCGAUUACGGGGCCAUCUUCACGGUCCCUUGAAGAAUAGCUAUUCCGGACGAACCUUCGGUAAUUGAUCAAGCAGCAAACGAUCCUCGAUUCAUGUUUAGCACCUUCUCAGUUGUUAUUGUAUUGUAUUUGUGCCCUGAAUGCCAAUAAAAUGCGUUCACUAGAGCUCAACGUAA